Molecule: messenger RNA, 2057 nt
Organism: Oryctolagus cuniculus (rabbit)
Lineage: Eukaryota; Metazoa; Chordata; Mammalia; Lagomorpha; Leporidae
Source: RefSeq, a predicted model, not a curated record
CCGCGCCCCCGCCCCCAACUGCUCGCGCUGCUGCGCCGUUUGCGAACGCCCUGGCGCCCGCCGAGGACCGAAGAAGCCGUGGAAAGUGCCACGGCUGUGGCUAGUAAAGUGCCGGGUGUCCCGGGGCUUGUUUCUUUUCCCUUUGCUUUUGCCCACUGCUGCCUUGCACACGUCUGGUCUUGGGCUCGCCAGCUGAUUUUAGCGCUCAGCUCCUCCUCUCUCGGGCUCUGCCCAUUCCCCACUGCAGCCCACUUCUGAGCUAGCGCACUGCUGCUUCUCGGGCCUUGAGUCACUUCUUCAUGUCUCCUUAGUCCCUCACGCUUUAAUAUUCCCGGCAUCGUAUGUAGAUGUCAUUGAGAGAGGCACUGUGCCUUCAUCUAAACUUCUCUUUUAGCGUAGGACUGUUAACACCGUAGUCUAAUUCUCCUCUCUUGCACUUUGCUCUCCUUAUGGAGUCCCCUCAGCUUAUAAUGUUUCAUAGCUUAUAACUGCCCGUUGUACGUGGAUGACGGCUGUUUUGGUGAUUUGGUGCUAUGGAGAAAUUUUUGGUAGAAUACAAGAGCGCAGUGGAGAAGAAACUGGCAGAGUACAAAUGUAAUACCAAUACAGCAAUUGAACUAAAAUUAGUUCGUUUUCCUGAAGAUCUUGAGAAUGACAUUAGAACUUUCUUUCCUGAAUAUACCCAUCAGCUUUUUGGGGAUGAUGAAACUGCUUUUGGUUACAAGGGACUGAAGAUCUUAUUAUACUAUAUUGCUGGUAGCCUGUCAACAAUGUUCCGUGUUGAAUAUGCAUCUAAAGUAGAUGAGAACUUUGACUGUGUGGAGGCGGAUGAUGUUGAGGGCAAAAUUAGACAAAUCAUUCCACCUGGAUUUUGCACAAACACGAAUGAUUUUCUUUCUUUGCUGGAAAAAGAAGUUGAUUUCAAGCCAUUUGGAACCUUACUUCAUACAUACUCAGUUCUCAGUCCCACAGGAGGAGAAAACUUCACAUUUCAGAUAUAUAAGGCUGACAUGACAUGUACAGGCUUUCGAGAAUAUCAUGAAAGGCUUCAGACCUUUUUGAUGUGGUUUAUUGAAACUGCUAGCUUUAUUGACGUGGAUGAUGAAAGAUGGCACUACUUUCUAGUAUUUGAGAAGUAUAAUAAGGAUGGAGCUACGCUCUUUGCGACCGUAGGCUACAUGACAGUCUAUAAUUACUAUGUGUACCCAGACAAAACCCGGCCACGUGUAAGUCAGAUGCUGAUAUUGACUCCAUUUCAAGGUCAAGGCCACGGUGCUCAACUUCUUGAAACAGUUCAUAGAUACUACAUUGCGUCUCCUUCAGUUCUUGAUAUUACAGCGGAAGAUCCAUCCAAAAGCUAUGUGAAAUUAAGAGAUUUUGUGCUUGUGAAGCUUUGCCAAGAUUUGCCCUGUUUUUCCCGAGAAAAGUUAAUGCAAGGAUUCAAUGAAGAAAUGGCGAUAGAGGCACAACAAAAAUUCAAAAUAAAUAAGCAACAUGCUAGACGGGUUUAUGAAAUUCUUCGCCUCCUUGUAACUGACAUGAGUGAUGCUGAACAAUAUAGAAGCUAUAGAUUGGAUAUUAAAAGAAGACUAAUUAGCCCAUAUAAGAAAAAGCAGAGAGAUCUUGCUAAGAUGAGAAAAUGUCUCAGACCAGAAGAACUGACAAACCAGAUGAACCAAAUAGAAAUAAGCAUGCAACAUGAACAGCUGGAAGAAAGCUUUCAGGAACUAGUGGAAGAUUACCGGCGUGUUAUUGAACGACUUGCUCAAGAGUAAAGAUUAUACUACUAUGUACAGGAAGCUUGCAAAUUUCUGUACAUUGUGCUGUGAAAAAUCUGAUGAUGACUUUAAUUUUAAAAUCUAGUAACAUUUACUUACAUUAAAAGUUGUCUAUCUUUAGUUGAAUAUUUUCUUUUGGAGAGAUUGUAUAUUUUAAAAUACUGUCUAGAGUUUAUGAGCAUAUAUUACAUUUAAGAAAAAAGAUAUAGCUUCUGAAAUAUCACUGCAGUUGCUUACCUUCUUAAACAGUAUAAUAAAUGCUUAGUUGUGAUACGUUAA